This is a messenger RNA of Mauremys mutica (yellowpond turtle), 939 nucleotides long. Its product is annotated as regenerating islet-derived protein 4-like. The record is from RefSeq and is a predicted model, not a curated record. NCBI's taxonomy places the organism in Eukaryota, Metazoa, Chordata, Testudines, Geoemydidae. The transcript is spliced from 4 exons. Gene Ontology annotation, molecular function: signaling receptor activity. Bases 197 to 706 code for a protein of 169 amino acids.
GCUCCUGUCCCCUUGGAGAGGAGACAGUGGUAAUUUUCAGUAGGACAGCCGCACUGCCACGGACAAAGGUGGCAAGGGAGUGGCAGCUGUUUUAAAUGACUGGCUUCAGCCCCACUGAAAGUCAUAGGAGAUAGUGGCCAUUUUGAGAGAGGGCAAAAGUUCACAGGAUUUGGGGAGACCUGGAGAAGCUGGAAGGAUGACAGCCGGCAGCUCUGCUCUGAUUCUCUUCUCCGAAAAAGCCUCUCACCACAUUGUUCUCUCUCCCCAUCCCAUCCCCUCUCUCGGAUCAGGAAUAGGGGCCACAUCCUGUCCCCCGGAAUGGCUCCUCUACCAAGGCCACUGCUAUGCGUUCUUCCCCGAAAAGGUGUCCUGGUCGGAGGCUGAGGUGCAGUGUCAGUAUCACCGCAAGGGGGCCCAUCUCGCCUCCAUUAUCACUGCCGCAGAAGGAAUAAUGGUGGCCAAAUACAUCACCGAGUCAGGCGCCAACGAUCACGUCUGGAUCGGACUCCACGACCCUCGACAGAACAGACGCUGGAAGUGGACAGAUGGCUCCCUGUAUCGCUUCAGUAGCUGGAAAACUGGAGCACCAUGUACCCUGACCAAAAAUGAGUACUGCACUGAGCUACUGAAAUACACAGGUUUUAAGAACUGGAACGAUACUCCCUGUAACAAGCCAAACGGCUACGUUUGCAAGUAUGGACUGUAGCGAGGGGAGUCACUCGCCUGCGUCUGAAGGGGGAGCUCAGCGCCUGGGAUGCAAAAGAACUGGGCUCCUUGGGCAUGAUCAGGCAACGUCCCAGACUUUGCGAUGCCUUUGCUGCAUGGAGGGCCUGUUCCCUCCCUCCCCGAGAGACCAGAUCUCACUUCCCCAGCUGCAAACCCUCUUCCCCCAGGUGUCUCUGUUCUAGUUACACGCCUGCCCCUUCCCUCCCUUCCCCU